AUGGUAAUGGUACUAGGAACAGAGAAGCAUGUUGUUGAUAAUGGAUGGAGUCCUAUAGGGGCCCCACUAAAUGUACAGAGAGAUGAACAACAACAACAUUGGACUAACAACAACAAUAAUAGUUUCGAUAGUUCGGUUAAUGCUGUCUCUUUUGGUUUUGUUGCUACUGCAAUUCUUAUUUCCAUGUUCUUACUCAUGGCUAUUUUUGAGAGGUUUCUAGCUCCUUCCUCACAAGCUUUGUUUCCUAACCGUCGCCGGAGCCGUCGCGCCGUUGAGUCUCCGAUGAGGAAACUCAGCCACCCAUCACCAAAAAUGAGUAUUUUUACUAGCUGGGUUUCAGUUCUAAUGCCUGGAGAUGAGAUUCCUACUUUCAUUGCUCAUCCCGCGCCAGUACCGUGUCGUCCGGAACGAAUUUCAUGGCCUUCUCAUCAUCAUACAGCACUGUCUUGUUCAUCUUCCAAUGUCAUGGCUAAUAUCAACCAAGUAUGA
Messenger RNA from Lathyrus sativus (Indian pea), 489 nucleotides. Lineage: Eukaryota; Viridiplantae; Streptophyta; Magnoliopsida; Fabales; Fabaceae. The record is from the annotation of a GenBank genome assembly.